Molecule: messenger RNA, 1115 nt
Organism: Melanotaenia boesemani (Boeseman's rainbowfish)
Lineage: Eukaryota; Metazoa; Chordata; Actinopteri; Atheriniformes; Melanotaeniidae
Product: cell death-inducing p53-target protein 1-like
Exons: 5
Coding region: 86-802 (238 amino acids)
Biological process (GO): intrinsic apoptotic signaling pathway in response to DNA damage by p53 class mediator; tumor necrosis factor-mediated signaling pathway
Molecular function (GO): zinc ion binding
Source: RefSeq, a predicted model, not a curated record
ACUCUCCACAGGAGCUUCGGAGCAGCUAACGUCAAACAACUUCAGUUACACCGCUUGCUGGUGGCAUUUCUCCUGGAAACAGUGAAUGUGGACUUAUAAAGCUGAGAUCAGUGCUCACGUGUUAAACUCAUCUUCCAGCCCAGACAUCCGGCCAGUAUGUCCAGUGAUCCUCCCCCUCCGUACCCCGGAGGUCCCAGUGCCCCCCUCAUUGAGGAGAAGAAUGGACAACCUGGUAAUAUCGCCAGAAAUGCUGGACUGUGAAAAUGUAAGAACAGCUGCUUCACAAGGACAGCUGCUACCUCCAGACUAUGGUCCUCCACCAUAUGAGGCACCACAGCCAGGUUUCUUACCCCCACAUGUCCCAGGAGAAGGACCCAUGCCUAUGCCAAUGCCUAUGCCUCCACUAACACAAGGCGGUCCCUACCCACCUCCUCCUGGUCACUAUGCUUACUCAAUGCCAGGACAGAUGGGUCCUGGUCCCAGUCACUUUGUUCACAUGGGAGGUCACACAGCGACCGUCCUGGCUCCUCCAGGUGCAGCCACCACUGUGACAGUACUGCAGGGAGAAAUGUUCCAGACCUCACCAGUGCAGACUGUGUGUCCACACUGCCAGCAGGCAAUUGUCACCCGGAUCUCCCACGAUGUUGGCCUCAUGAACACACUUUUCUGUCUCUUCUGCUUUUUUGUAGGAUGUGAUCUCGGCUGCUGCUUGAUUCCCUGCCUGAUUGAUGACCUCAAGGAUGUGACACACACCUGCCCUAACUGCAAGGGCUACAUUUACACAUACAAGCGUAUAUGCUAACCACCGACAGCUGUAUGCCACAGAGCCAUGUACAUGCACAGACAAAUGAAAUCAUAGCUCCUCCUGCUGAUAGUGACAGCCCACCCCCAAUUUUUACAUAGUGUUGUGUAGCCCUCUUACAUUGUUAGUGCAGUUUUCUCAUUAGCUCACAGAAUAUUUACUGUAUAUAUAUUUCCAUAAUCUUCUUAAAUGUAUAAAUAUGGAUUUGGAAUGUAAAAAUCUGACUGAACUGCAGAGAAUGAAGGUUACAAAGAGUUCCAGAGGUGGACAAGCUGCAGGCAAACAUAUUGUCUGCAAGUAUGCAUGUGAAUUU